Messenger RNA from Acanthoscelides obtectus, 597 nucleotides. NCBI's taxonomy places the organism in Eukaryota, Metazoa, Arthropoda, Insecta, Coleoptera, Chrysomelidae. The record is from the annotation of a GenBank genome assembly.
AUGUCUACCAACAUACAAAUAGAAAAUAUCAUUGCAAACUGUGAUCAGUCAAUCCAGAAGAACAAUAAUGAGGAUCCUUUGAUAUUCAUUGUUAAAGAGGACGGACACCUUUCUAUCAUGGAUUGCGAGGAAGACUCUUCUUUAAAUGACAAUGUCCGAGCGGAGAACGAAGCGGCAAAUCGUGAUGGUCCAAGUGGUGAAUCUAAAGCUAAGAGCUUAGAAAACCUGUGCAGUAUAAACAGCAUUGAGCAAUCAGUUGAUAAUAUUCCAGAAAAUUCCGAUUCGGAAAAUUCUGAUUCUGACUAUAUUCCUAGUACAGACAAUGAUAGUGACAAUCCAGUUCUUGUUCAUAGUGAUAAUGAACUAGCCCUAGGAAAUAUGUCUUCGAACGAUGCAGAACAUGGAUAUAUGAACGAAGGACGAAAACGAAAACACAAAUCUGACCAAAACGAAUGGAAGAAGAUAAAAAAUCAAAAGCUUCGUAUGGAAGGGAAACAAUAUUUAGGAUACACUAAACCAAGAAAUCAAACAAUGAAGCAAAAUAAAAUACGAGAGGCCAGAUCUCUGAACCAGGUUGCUCAUCUUCCCUUUGUCUGA